Molecule: messenger RNA, 1119 nt
Organism: Aspergillus bombycis
Lineage: Eukaryota; Fungi; Ascomycota; Eurotiomycetes; Eurotiales; Aspergillaceae
Product: alkene reductase
Exons: 1
Coding region: 1-1119 (372 amino acids)
Molecular function (GO): NADPH dehydrogenase activity; FMN binding
Source: RefSeq, a predicted model, not a curated record
AUGUCUGAGAGUCGCUUAUUUGAGCCGCUGGAGGUGGGGACCGUUCAGCUGAAGCACCGUAUGGUCAUGGCUCCUUUGACCAGAUUCAGAGCCGACGCUGACCAUAUCCCACUCCCCAUCGUUGCGGACUACUAUGCCCAGCGGGCGUCUGUGCCGGGCACACUGAUGAUAAGCGAAGCCACAUUCAUCUCCAAGCGUGCUGGUGGCUAUCCCAACGUCCCUGGAAUCUGGAACUCAGACCAAAUGGCUGCAUGGAGAAAGGUCACCGAUGCUGUUCACCAGAAGGGGAGUGCUAUUUUCCUGCAGCUCUGGGCCCUGGGCCGUGUCGCUGUCCCUGACGUUGCAAAGGCUGAAGGGUUCGACAUCGUCAGUUCCAGCCCGACCCCUGAUUCGGGAUCCCCGGUACCGAGGGCGUUGAGUAAAGAGGAAAUCCAAGGUUUCAUCAGCGACUACGUGCAGGCUGCCAGGAACGCGAUGGACGCGGGCUUCGAUGGGGUGGAAAUCCACGGCGCGGGUGGCUAUCUGAUCGACCAAUUUACGCAAGACAACUGCAACAAGCGUGAGGAUGAAUAUGGCGGCAGCAUCGAGAACCGGUCUCGAUUUAUCCUCGAAGUCGUCAGUGCUGUGACAGAUGCUGUUGGUUCGGAAAGAGUUGGAGUGCGAUUGUCGCCGUGGCAAAGAUACCAGGGCAUGAGGAUGGCCAACCCCGUUCCGCAGUUCCUACAUGUGAUCCGAGGAUUGAAGGAACUCGACCUGGCGUAUCUCCAUCUUAUCGAAGCUCGCGUUUGCGGUAACGUCGACAGUGAGGAUAAUGAUAAGAACAACGUCUUUGUCGAAGCCUGGGAGAACUCAAGCCCUGUGAUACUUGCGGGUGGAUUCACACCCGCUUCCGCGAAAGCCGUCGUGGACGACGAGUUCGAGGCCAGAAACGUCAUGAUUGCCUUUGGUCGGCAUUAUAUCUCGAAUCCAGAUCUACCGUUUAGAAUCUGGAAAGGUCUCGAGUUGAACUCCUAUCAUCGGGAUACGUUUUACCGGCCGAUGUCGAGUGAGGGGUAUGUUGACUAUAGAUUCAGUACGGAAUUUGAGAGUAAUGGCAGAUCAGCGAGCGGUUGCUCUUAG